This is a messenger RNA of Mangifera indica (mango), 1688 nucleotides long. RefSeq names its product ammonium transporter 2 member 3-like. Gene Ontology annotation, molecular function: ammonium channel activity. NCBI's taxonomy places the organism in Eukaryota, Viridiplantae, Streptophyta, Magnoliopsida, Sapindales, Anacardiaceae. Bases 151 to 1545 code for a protein of 464 amino acids. The transcript has 3 exons. Gene Ontology annotation, biological process: ammonium transmembrane transport. The record is from RefSeq and is a predicted model, not a curated record. Gene Ontology annotation, cellular component: plasma membrane.
AAGACAAAUAUGAAUGUCAGUGUAUCCUUUCUGUACGACGAGCACAAAGUUGGAGAAAACUUCAAAGUUCUCCAAAUUCUACCACUCUUUAUUAUAUUGUAAUCAUCUCUGAAUUAGCCCAAAAUUUUCCCCAAAAAAAAUAAUCAACCCAUGAAUCUUCCACUGGCAGUCAAUCCUGAUGAAGCAUCUCGAGAAUGGAUGAGCAAAGGAGACAAUGCCUGGCAGCUGACAGCAACAACCAUGGUGUGCAUGCAGAGUGUACCUGGGCUUGUGAUUUUGUAUGGAAGCAUGGUGAAGAAGAAAUGGGCUGUGAAUUCAGCCUUUAUGGCGUUUUACGCCUUUGCAAUGGUGCUUGUUUGCUGGGUUUUAUGGGGACACAACAUGGCUUUUGGCAAAAAAAUGAGUCCUUUCGUGGGGAAGCCUCAUGCUGCUCUCACUGAUGGCUUCCUUCUGGAGCAGCCUAAGACGGGUUACCAAGUGCCCAACAGUGAUUAUGUGUUUUAUCAGUUUGCUUUUGCUGCAAUUACUGUUGUUCUGCUGGCUGGUUCGUUGCUGGGGAGGAUGAAUUUUUAUGCUUGGAUGGUGUUUGUGCCCUUGUGGGUGACAUUUUCUUACACCAUUGGAGCCUUCUCCAUUUGGGGAGGAGGGUUUCUGGAGAACUAUGUGAUUGAUUAUGCAGGUGGCUUUGUGAUUCAUCUUUCUUCUGGUGUGGCUGGUUUCACUGCUGCUUAUUGGGUUGGACCGAGGCACUCACGAGACAGGCAAAACUUCCCACCAAACAACAUAAUCCAUAUGCUGGGAGGAGCAGGUUUUCUGUGGCUGGGGUGGACAGGCUUCAAUGGUGGAGCUCCAUUUGCAGCAGGAACAAUUACAGCACUAGCCAUUGUCAACACUCAUCUCUGUACUGCUACAAGCCUCUUGAUCUGGGUCUCUCUAGACAUGAUCUUCUAUGAGAAGAGCUCUGUUAUUGGUGCAGUUCAGGGAAUGAUCACUGGCCUUGUUUGCAUCACACCUGGAGCAGGGCUUGUGGAGCCAUGGGGAGCUUUUAUAAUGGGUGUGAUGUCUGGUUCAAUUCCGUGGUACACCAUGAUGGUUCUGCACAGAAGAUCAGCCUUCUUCCAAAGCGUAGACGACACGUUGGGUGUCUUUCACACGCAUGCAGUGGCUGGAGUUCUCGGGGGCGUUCUCUCCGGCAUCUUGGCCAAACCGGAUCUUCUAAAGCUGAUGUAUCCCACCAAUAACUAUGGUCCAGGCUUAUUUUACAGCAUAUGGGAGAUGAAACAGCUCGGCCAUGGUUUUAGACAAAUUUGUUUUCAGCUUCUGGGAGCAGCUUUUAUCUCUGUAUGGAAUGUCAUUAUAACCACUGUGAUUUGUCUUCUUAUAAGCCGUUUCAUUGAUUUAAGAAUGGAUGAGGAGGAUCUUGAGGUAGGAGAUGAUGCUGUGCACGGCGAGGAAGCUUAUGCACUGUGGGGAGACGGAGAGAAAAUGAAAAAAUCUCUUCGUCUCCGAAUUCGUCCCAGGCUUUCUUACUUCUGCCGGCGUUAAGUUUAGCAGAGUUUCAGAGUAAUAAGUCUUAUAAGAAUGCUGUAAUGCUCGUUACUGCACCUUUUGCUUGAUUCUUUAUUGUAUAAGCAUCAUCACAUUUGCAUUUACAUAUCCGUAAUGGUAAGUUUUGAUGUUAAUGGAAA